AUGGACAAUCCCGCGUUAGGCGGCGGAGACGACGGCGGGGAUGGACCUGGAGCUGGAGCUGGAGGCGGUGAAGACAUUGGGCCUGGACUUUCGCUUGGAGGCGAUGGUGGGCUGUCGGGCAUUGGGCCUGGGGCUGGGCUCAGUUCCAUUGGCGGCGGAGAUGCCAUCAUCGGUGGGGGGGUGGCGGAAGGAGUCGCUGCCGGUGGAGUUGAGAUGCUAGGCGGGGGUGAAGCUGCAGGGGGAGGUGUGGUCGGGGGAAGUGCUACUGGCGGUGGGGUUGACGGGGGAGGUGCGGCGGAGGAGGCGGGACCUGGAGAAGGGGAGGGAGAUUGA
Messenger RNA from Cucumis melo (muskmelon), 333 nucleotides. Its product is annotated as glycine-rich protein 23-like. Lineage: Eukaryota; Viridiplantae; Streptophyta; Magnoliopsida; Cucurbitales; Cucurbitaceae. The record is from RefSeq and is a predicted model, not a curated record. The transcript has a single exon. The coding region runs from base 1 to 333 and encodes 110 amino acids.